AUGUCGGGGUCAUUCUGGAAGUUUGGUCAAAACUAUGCGAGCGAAUCGCCCCUAUCGAAGCUGCUAAACAGAGCGUUCGUAAAGGUUAGUAAGAAUGACAUCUCUGAAGAAUUUGAUAAUCGAUCUCAAGAAAAGAUUGACAAGCUGUUGGAGUCACCUAGCAGUCAUAGCUCCGAGGACGACGAUUCAAAUGAGGAUAGUGGUGAUCGCUUACAGCGUGGUCAGGGAAAGCAGGAUGAUGGUGCGGACGGUUCAGGGGAUGAAGAAGAACAUGAAAAUGAAGAUGACGGUAGUGAUGGCCGAGAAAACGAGCUACAAGAAUCAGAAAACGAGCUCCCGGGCUCUGAAUCUGAUUACAAAGACUAUGAACCAAAUAUGGAUAUUUUGGAUGAGCUUUUAGAUGAAGAAGAGCUGUACACCGAACUAAUGUGCUCUAACUUCAAGCUCUUGAUAUUUUUCAAAUACCCACAGGUUUUGGCCCGGCUUGUGGACUACGUCACCAACGAGCAUGUGCUUAACGAAAAUGCGGACGAGCAGGCUGGAGCACGUCCUGAAGAUGAACAAAAGGAGCCGGACUUGAAGUUGGGCACAUCAGAAGCUGAUGAAGGCAAUCUGGAUGUUGCUCAAGAAGACAAGGGUCAUACAGAAACGUUAGAAAAGGGCGAAAGUCCGAGUAGCGACAAGGAUACUUACUCUGACCAAUUAUCUGUAUCGUCUGCUGAGACCAGUGUAACUCUUCCCGCAGAAUCUGAAGAGCAAUCAGAGACUAGGCGUGCUCGCAUGGCAGCUGAAAUCUUGUCAGCUGAUGUUUGGCCGAUUUCGUCUGCCUUCAUGGAUCAUGAAGAACUUCUGCAUCGAUUGUGGGCGAUGCUGGAUCACCCUGCACCUCUAUCAAUCGUCCCUUCUACAUAUUUCAUGAAGAUCAAUGAAAGGUUGCUUGACAUGGACGUCUCAGGGAUGCUGCAUUUUAUCCUGAGCAAACAAGAUUUAGUUGAUAAGUUUCUGACGCAUAUUGACAAUCCUCCAUUAAUGGACUUUCUGUUGAAGGUAAUUUCCACCGAUAAGCCGGAUACAUCGACGGGAGUUAUCGAGUUUUUGGGGGAUCAGGGUUUAAUAUCAAAGCUUUUAGAUCGUUUAGGAACUGGGCAAAGUUCUUCUACCAAAUCCGCCGCAGGGGAUUUCCUGAAGGCUCUAAUAACCAUAAGCGCAAAUUCUAACAAUGAAAUUGCGUCUGCCAUUGGCCCUAAUGGUCUGACCAGAACACUAGUGUCUCCACCAAUGGUGGAAAAAUUAAUGAACAUAAUGCUUACGGGGGGCACUUCCCUCAGUAAUGGUGUUGGUAUUAUUAUUGAACUAAUAAGAAAGAAUAAUUCAGAUUACGACUUCGUGCAGGUAAUGUACACUACACUGGAAACACAUCCGCCUAAUGAUAGAGAUCCCAUUUACUUAGGCUACUUGAUUCAAUGUGCUGCCAAGCACUUUAAAGAAUUCAAUAAGUUGUUGUUGGAAGCAGAAUUACCUCCUCUGGAAACUCCUUUUGGCUUCAUCGAACCCUUGGGAUUUGAACGGUUCAAAAUAUGCGAGCUCGUCGCCGAAUUAUUGCACUGCUCCAAUAUGACGCUUCUUAACGAACCUACUGGCGAACAAAUCGUUCUCGAAAGGGACGCUGUUAGAGAACAUCACCUCCAAGUAGAAGGCAAGGGAACACUUCACAGUAGACCUAAUGUAGAGGAAGGUAGUACUGAAGGUGAAGAUGUCCUUGAUAAAAUGGCAGGGUUGAAGAUUGCAACUUCGAACACCUGCAAUAGUAGUGACGAUGAGGAAAAGGAAAAGAGCUCGAAGGAAGAGGACAGUAAUGCCGAUACUUUCGACUCAGAUGACUCUGGAGACGCCGAACUGUCGGAGAAAGCAUUACGCGAGAAUCCUGUCGUGGGGGAUCAUCUCAAAAUUGCACUUCAGGAUAAUGAUGUGAUAAAAGCGAUCCUGGAGAUGUUUUUUGCGUUUCCCUGGAAUAACUUCUUACACAACGUUGUGUUUGAUAUCGUUCAACAAAUUUUCAAUGGUCCUUUGAAAAGUGGCUUUAACAGGUUCUUGAUAGCCGACUUAUUUGCAGGUGCGAAGCUAACGCAUCUGAUUAUGGAAGGUGACAAAAAAUGUGAAGACUACGAGAACGAAACGGGACUGAGACUGGGAUACAUGGGCCACUUGACUUUAAUUGCGGAAGAGGUUGCAAAGUUUGCUGCUUACAUUGAGGAAAUGAAGAUAAGUUUCAGCACUGCAGCCGUAGCUGAUAGUUUAAAUGAGCCACGCUGGAAGCAAUACACAGAAACAGUGUUGGCUGAUACGCGUGAAAAUUACAGCUCCAUUCUCGGUGAUUUCGAGGAAGGGGAUGACGACAACGAGGAUGGGGAAGCGGAAAAUGACGAUAUGACAAUUCAAAACUCAGAAGCUGGGUCCGAAGUCGACGCAGAUUACCGCAGCUAUGAACAUGAUGAGGACGAAGAUGAUUAUGCGGAGUACAAUAGUGUCGACAGUCCGAGGUAUUACCAAUAUGAUGAUGGACACGGAAAUAAAACGAGCAUUCAUCUGGACCCCGAGGUUGAUUACGACAUUGGCCCCGGCUCUUUUGCCGAAGAAAAUCCUGGCGAUUAUCAUGACGGGGACGAGGAAAUUGACCAAAAUGGAAAAGUCGAUAAUGCUGCAACUUCGAAACAGCGAAAAAACAAGUUCAGCAAGUACAUGUCGCAUCAACUAACAAGGGACUAUAAUGCUUCUACGUCAUCAGAUGAGGAAGAAGACAAUUCAUGGAGGUACUCAUCCUCAGCGAAUGAAGGAGUGCAGAAGAAUCAAGGACUUUCUGAGCUUGAGGAACAUGACGACUUCAACACCCCGCCAUUCGGCUUAGAGGAGGACGAAGAUGACUAUAUGGACCCAAACGAUGACGGCCUUUCAUAUGCAAAGCCCCAUCAUCCGCUGUAUGAUCGUAUGUUGUCAGGCAAAAAUUCUGGCAGUCAUUUGUAUUCCAACCAGGACAUUGACACCCUUGAAGAAAACGAAGAAGACAGUGACGACAGCGAUAAAGACAAUGGAGAUGACGAUGACGGCCAAUACUCUUUGUGCCGAACCUCAAGUAAGGACAACAUGGCUUGGGACACUUCAGAACAAAACCGAAUUAUCAGCACUACUCAGUAUAGACAAAAUCAGCAGGGUUUGGAGAGGUAG
This is a messenger RNA of Lachancea dasiensis, 3222 nucleotides long. NCBI's taxonomy places the organism in Eukaryota, Fungi, Ascomycota, Saccharomycetes, Saccharomycetales, Saccharomycetaceae. The record is from the annotation of a GenBank genome assembly.